AUGGAUGAUGCGGUGACGAUUCAAAUUCCCGACGGAAUGGCUGAUGGUGAUGUCAUAUAUAGUCCAAUCGAGGGUAGAGGGGGAGGAAAAGAGGCAAUAUAUUGGUACAGCUUUGGCGCUAUAGUUCCAGAUUUGUCACCAGACCCAUACCCUUUCAAGCUUAUACAGGAUCCAACCCCUUCUAAAGAAAACGAAGCUCAACUUGUGGCAGUGGUUCCCCCAGGAUUUGACACUAUUCACGAAUACGUUGUUGAUCUAGUGUUAGAAGAUUUGAAUGACAAUAAAUAUUUCACUUGCACUCUGACACUUCAAGUAACACUUUCUUUAUAUGUUGAUGCCCCAUACAACGCCACAAUUGGAGAACAUGCAACAGUGCCCCAGACAAUUGCCAAUAUAACAGCUACAGAUGCUGACGGACAAGCGAAUGAUGUAACGUUCAUCAUUAUUGAUUCGAAUCCUAAAGAUGCCCCGUUUCAAAUUGGUCCAGUUACAGCUUAUCAGGAUACAUCAGUUGCAGAACUUCAGAAUGUGAAUUUACCCGGAUUUGACUACGAAACAGGGACAAAUGUUUACGAGUUAUUCAUCACAGUUUCGGAUACAUCAGGAGGAGAUGUGGUGAAAACUGCUACAGUGACUGUCUACAUUUUAGACGAACUGGAACCUAUGAUAAUAACCAAUUUGCCAGACUCGAUCACUAUAUCCGAAUCUGUACUUGGGAGUGUGUUUAUAGUUGAGUGGGAUCCACCUCGCGAGCCGAUAUGGAUGUUAUCUACAUCGCCGGUCAAUGGCCCAUUUAGUAUCAAUGCAACAGGGUCGGUGAAUGUAGUCUCGCCGGGAUUGAACUACAAACAGCACACCUCUUAUGAUGUAACAAUAUUUAUUGGCGAUGAAGAAGGUUUUACAGACAAUAAGGUGUUACACGUCACGUUGUUACCUAACCUAGGACCUGAAAUCACCAAUCUCAAUGAUACUAUACAGAUUAGUGAAAUGAGUGCAGGAGGAACAGAUAUUUUUGUUGUACAAGCUGUGGAUAAUGAAGGAGACGACUUUUACUGUGUCAUGUUUGCCAAUCCAAAUGAUGGUAACUUUGGGUAUAACUCGUCCACUAAUUCUAUCUACGUCAUCAACUCGCCUAUUCUGAAUUUUGAAACUGUGGAUGAAUACACCUUGAGUGUAACGUGUCAUGAUUUAGGUGUCACUAACACUAAGCCUGGCACACCUAAAGUACUGACUGUUCAGAUCACUGACGAGAAUGAAGCACCGAUACUUACUAACCUACCAGCAACAGUCAAAGUACCUGAAGACGCACUCAAUUCGGUAUCGAUAUUCCAAGCUGACGGUUAUGAUGUGGACGGCAAUUCUCUCAGUUUUUCUCUCACAAUAGUCUCACCUGUCUCCGGGCAAGGGAAGUUCGCUGUAGCCGACUCAAAUGGGAACGAUGGUACUGUUUCUAUAUCUAACAAUCCUGCUUUCGACUUUGAGGAUGUGCAGCAAUAUUCAUUGGUGUUGGAAGCAACUGACGGAGAAUUCACUGCAACUGGUACUCUGACUGUUGAUAUUAUGGAUGUAGCCGAACCACCAGUAUUUGUGAAUGAUAACCAAGAUGUAUAUAUCGAUGAAGAACAGAUUGUUGGGACAUUAAUAUCUCUUGACUGGACUGUAACUGACGUGGAUGAUGUAUUAACUGAUUUAACAUAUAAUAUGAUUGCUGGAACUUAUUCUCCAUACUUCAGUUUAACUGAUGGAACCAAUCCAGAAUUACGUAUUGCACAAGUCAUGGAUUAUGAAGCAUCCUUCCCAGUCCCAUUUCCCAUAAUGUUUACUGUCACAGACCCAGCUGGAAAGAAAGAUUAUCUAACAGUUAAUGUAUACCUUCAGAAUAUUUAUGACAAUGCACCAAUUUUCACCCAGAUAGUAUAUUCCGCAGAUGUGUUUGAUGGAGAAUCGCAAGGUAGUCCUGUACUGCAGGGUCUAGCAACAGAUGUAGAUCUAUUUGACAUCAUUACGUACUCCAUAGAGCCAGCAAAUACAUAUUUUGUUAUUGACUCACAAUUAGGAGAAGUAACUGUAAAUCAACCCAUUAACUCUUCAAUCAGUGGGGAUAUCAUUAACUUUACACUGGUUGCUACUGAUCUGGGAUCGAAUCAAGACACAGCUUUUGUUCAGGUUACUGUUGCAAGUGUCAAUAAAAUUCAUGUGAUUAUUGAUAGCAACGAACGUCCAUAUUGGAAUUGGGAGGUGCCUUACGAUUUGACCAACGAUACAUAUGUUAACAACGUCGUCACAAAUAACCAGAUCUUCGAAAAGAGUGGUUCGAUCAUUUAUAAGUUAUAUAUGCCAAACACACGAUUUAGAAUUACAACAGAUGGUCAAGUUUUCGUAGCAGGCAAACUCAUGGCAGAAGAAGAAUACAUAUUAAUGUACUAUGUAGAAGACGAUCGCAUACCUCCAAUCAAGGCAGGUGUUUCAAUGAUUCGUAUUGACACCUACAUACCACAGAUGGUUCUUGUGAACAUACAUCUGGGCAUUUCAGUUGCUGAUUUCACGUCCUCCAGACAGACUGCUUUUAUUUCUGCUUUGAAUAAACGUUAUAAACCGUGGAAAUACAGAAUAUCCUCCAUUCGCAGUGAUACAACGGUGUCUACAAGAAAACUUCUUCAAAACACAGCAAUUGUAGUAGUCUAUGCGUUAAAAAACGAUCUUACCAAUUCCCAGGACAGCGUUGACUCUACUAAGGAAUUUGUAUACUUUGUGGAUCUUGCAGAGGCAAUGCAAAUUGAUUCAGAUGGUACACCUGUGGCUCUUUUAACUGGAACAGAUUUUGACGAAUUCCCUGUAGAAAGUGUGAAACCAACAUAUGAACUCAUUAAUACACAUAAUAGCUAUAGCUGGUGGCUUGACACACCUGAAGGAAAUGUUACAAUUGCCAUCUUGAUAUUAUUGGUGAUAAUUGUCAUUGUCUCCAUAUGCUGUUGCUGCUGGUUCAUCAUUCGCAAAAAAGCCCGAAGUGAUAAACAAGAAAUUACUUCAAGAGCCGAUGUUGACAAGAGUGGUGAGAAUAAUCUAAAUAACUCAUCCAUUGUACAUAUAUUAGAAGAUAAGAAACUCAUUGAAAAGGAUGGGAUGAUUACUGAUCAGUCAGAAUUACAGAAAAACGUGGGCGACAGUUUAGAUGAAAAAGAUGCUGACAAUAAUGGUAUUAAGAAGGACCUGGUCGAAAGCGACGUGCCAGUCGUUGAGAAGGCAGGUGUUAAGAAACUCAUUGAAAAGGAUAAGCUGUCGAGGGAUCAGUCGAAAUUAAAAAGCGGCGUUGGGGACAAUUUAGAUGAGAAGAACGUCGACAAGAAUGGUAUUAAGAAGGACUCGAACGAUGCUUCCGUUACCAAGAAAGCAGGUGUUACGAAGCAAAAUAAGAAGCUAAAGGACAAAGAUAAUCUAUCUAGUGAUCAGUCAAAACUAAAAAACGGCGUUGGGGACAAUUUAGAUGUCAAGAAUGUCGACAAGAAUGGUAUUAAGAAGGACUCGAACAAGUCAUCCGUCGUUCAUAAAGCAGGGGAUACGAAUCUGAAUGAAAAGAAGAAGCUGUCUAGUGAUCAGUCUAAAUUAAAGCAAAGUUCAGGCGUAAAAGAUGACACUCGGACGUCAGACAGUGCGUCGAAGAAAGAGUUCACUUCAUUGUCGCAGAUGAAAUAUACCAAUCAGAAAACUGGGAAGGAUGCCACGGUAGAGCAUAAUUCACUAGCGAUUGAGAAAGAUGGUACACUAGUGAAUACUCUAUCUGCACCUGAAAAUAAUAACAGGAAAGACAGUGUAAUAGGUCCUCUUCCGGAUAUGUCCAAGCAGAAUGAAACAAAACCAAGGAAAUUGAAAAAGGGAUUGUCGACAAGAAGUCUUGUUUCAAACAAGAACUUGACUAGCAAAGUUAGAAGACCCAGAGAUGACAAGGACAAUUUUAGUAUUUCCAGCAGAGUAACCGAAAAAUUCAAACCUGAAGGGCUGAAAUGGUUUUAA
Messenger RNA from Saccoglossus kowalevskii, 4011 nucleotides. RefSeq names its product protocadherin Fat 4-like. NCBI's taxonomy places the organism in Eukaryota, Metazoa, Hemichordata, Enteropneusta, Harrimaniidae. The record is from RefSeq and is a predicted model, not a curated record.